This is a messenger RNA of Octopus bimaculoides (California two-spot octopus), 775 nucleotides long. RefSeq lists its product as uncharacterized. Lineage: Eukaryota; Metazoa; Mollusca; Cephalopoda; Octopoda; Octopodidae. The record is from RefSeq and is a predicted model, not a curated record.
AUUAUUAUUAUUAUUAUUAUUAUUAUUAUUAUUAUUAUUAUUAUUAUCAAUGUCAUCAUCUUGCUAUUGUUUCUCCAUUUCAGACGGCCAUUCAGAUCACAAAGAUUACAUUGGUUGUUCCAUUUCGUCGUAUAAAACCAGAGAUUUGAAGCAUAGAUGGACCUAUUCCGAAAUGACUCCUGGGACAUGCAAAAGACAUUGUGGAGAAAAAAAUUUUAAAUUUGCGGCUAUUAUCACUACAAUUUGUCUGUGUUUCAACGUUAUCCCGUCUGAGAAAUUUUACCCUGACGAAAAAUGCUAUCUUAAAUGUCCCGGUGAUAAACAUCAAUUUUGUGGAGGACGGAGUGCUAUGUCUGUUUACCGUACAGUUAAAAUUAAACCAAGCGACCUGAAACCCGUAUACUCUUCUCUUUUCAUGGGCUGUUACGAAACUAGACACCAUUCGGUUUUGCCAAAAUAUUCGUCGCGGUCAGAUAUGUCUAUUGAAACUUGCCGAAAAUAUUGUGGAAAUCAAGGAGAAAAGUAUGCAGGAUUAACGAAAGGUUUUGUUUGUUCCUGUGGGUCAAAUUAUGAUAAGUUCGGUCUCUGGUACACCAGUAAAGCUUGUCAAGAGGGAUGUCACGGAAGUAACGACAAAUUCUGUGGAACUUCUUUUUCGAUGGCUGUCUAUAAAUCAGCCUGAAAUAACAGUGGCGGUUCCUGAUAUUAUCAGACUCCUUAAAUAUUAUGUAUACUGAAUCCUGAAAUACCAAUAAAUAUUACUGAAAUCAAUUGA